AUUGAAAUGAUUAGUGGUUUAUUAUACAGUCCAAAUUGGACAUUCGUCGACAAAAUCUUGAGAGACCCUUAAUUGGUAGAUCUUGAGUAUUUUGUUGGAGGUGGUCCAGGACAUGAUUGGCUUGCAAAAGUCGUAAGAGUAGAUCAAUAAAAAUUUUUAGGUCCAAGGGCUAAAUUUGAGAGAUAAUUUAAGGAAGACCCCAAAACUUGGGAAGUUUUCUCUGACAAUUUCUAUCGUCUUACAGUCCUUGCUGGAGUUGAAAGAUUACUCACUCUUAGAUAAGCAUAUGGAGGUUUGAAGACCAGAUUUACCUUUGGAGAUUCUAACACAGCUUGUCUUUAAUAAAUAUUCAAUCAAGGAUUAUUCAAGGGGUAUUUUAGGGGAGCAUUAUUAAAUGCCUUCUAAUUUUUAACAGUUUGGGCUCAUCCAUUGGUAUACAGCAGAGGCAAUGGAUAUGCUUCUCAUUAUCUAUACUCUUCAUUAUUUGAAUUGAUUACUUAUCCAAUUGAUACAAUAAAGACUAUUAUAUACUCUGAUGUUCAAGGAAGAUAUAAGGGGGCAUUCGAUGUAAUUGAAUAAGUUUAUGCAAGAAAUGGAUUCAGUCAUUUUUACAGAGGAAUUGUCUUCAAAUUGGCCUUCAAUGGAACAUUAAUCUAUCAUCUCAGAAAUGUCUAUGAAUAAGAUUACAUUCAAUAAUUGGUAUCGACACCUUUAUUGGCUAUUGGUUAUGGAUUCCUUACUAUCAAGACAAGAUUGCAAUUAGCAAGCACAGAUUUGAGUUUCUAAUAAACAAAUCAAAAGGGAAGAAUAGCUGCAAACCUCUUCGCUUAAAAGACACCCUUCAGCAUCUACAGAGGUGUUAUUCCAUUCCUGUUGUUAACUGACUUCUUCCACUACAAAUUAUUUGCACUUUAUUCAUCCACUGCUCAAUCAAGAACUUUGGAUGAAUUCCUCAAUCAAUAUAAACAUCAAAUAGGAAGUCCAAAGGAUGAAAAUUUAUGGCAAUGAUUAUGCAAAUAAUCAACAAAAUGUCAAUAUAAAAUAAAAGUAUUUAUAACUUGGAUAUAA
Messenger RNA from Paramecium tetraurelia, 1068 nucleotides. RefSeq lists its product as uncharacterized. Gene Ontology annotation, biological process: transport. The transcript is spliced from 5 exons. Gene Ontology annotation, molecular function: transmembrane transporter activity. The record is from RefSeq and is a predicted model, not a curated record. NCBI's taxonomy places the organism in Eukaryota, Ciliophora, Oligohymenophorea, Peniculida, Parameciidae.